AUGAAAGACUUUGUCAAACCGUUCAAUGGCAAUCCCAACGAUGAUAUUAUUAAAUGGUUGGAGAGUAUUGUUCAUUAUUUUGGCAUUGCACAAAUAUCAGGUGAUAAAGAAACUUUAUAUUUUCAAUAUGCUCCAGCAUUCUUGAAGGAAUAUGCAUAUAAAUGGUGGGCAAAUCAAAAGCAUUAUAUAUUUAGUUGGUCAAUAUUCAAGCAAGCAGUGAAAACACAAUUUGCUGAAAAGAAUGAAUAUUUGAUUGCACAACAAUUCGACCAACGAAAACAGCAAAUUAAUGAACCGGUCAUCAAGUAUUAUUAUGAUAUCAUAGAUUUAUGCAAGAAAUAUGAUUCAGAUAUGACGGAUAAACAAAAAAUUCGUAAGUUAACCAAUGGACUUAAAUUAUCAUUAUAUCAAGAAGCUAUUAAAGAAACUUAUUCAACAUCAUUUGAUUUUUUAACAAAGGUACAACAACUGGAAAAUAUUCAGAAGUUGAUCGAAUUACGACAAAAUCAAACAACUCAAGUGUCAACUAUAAUUAAGAAUGAUGACAAAUUAUCAUUACCAUCACAUUCUUACCAAUCAUCGAGUCGACAACCAAACAAUUACUCGACAAGACCGACAUAUUAUUCUUCAUCAGCACAAAAUGAUUAUUCAUAUACAACACAGCAAUCGUUUCCACCACCAUCGAAUCCAUAUCCAUCAUAUGAUCACUAUGAAUGUAAUCAGAAUCAACAAUAUCCAGCAUCACAGGUUCCUCAAUCUCAGCAAAGGUACACUCAACCAUAUUCGGUUACACAACAUAAAAAUUAUUCAUCAAGAAAAUCAGAUAUUUAUUGUUAUAAUUGUGGUCAACCUGGACAUAUUGCUCGAUAUUGCCAACAAGAGACUGCAACUUCAUCAACAGGUCAACAACAACAAAAAUAUUCAAAAAACCAAUAG
Messenger RNA from Rotaria sp. Silwood2, 936 nucleotides. Lineage: Eukaryota; Metazoa; Rotifera; Eurotatoria; Philodinida; Philodinidae. The record is from the annotation of a GenBank genome assembly.